Molecule: messenger RNA, 523 nt
Organism: Lentinula edodes (shiitake mushroom)
Lineage: Eukaryota; Fungi; Basidiomycota; Agaricomycetes; Agaricales; Omphalotaceae
Exons: 4
Coding region: 50-421 (123 amino acids)
Source: RefSeq, a predicted model, not a curated record
GGAACCCCACGUUCGGUGUAAACGUGUAAUCUUAUUCUCAUUCGAAAAAAUGACCAUUCUGAGUUUACUUGGCUUCUUUAAACCUUCACUACUUGCGACUCCUGACAAAUGUUCAGCUCAACUAUUUUCAGCAUAUGUAUACUUUCUCUCGGGCCUGCUUACUCCGUCGAUGAAGGCCCGCUCAGGAGCUGUCUCCUUCCCCUGGAUGUGCAUCAGGGAUUACCAAACCUGGCGAAUUUCUGAAGCUAUCCUGGGGGGAUUGGUGAAACUUGCCGGUAUCAUAAAUGAAAUCUCGGAUGCAUUAGGCUUUCACAGUACAUCGAUAUGGGCAACAAUCUCAUUGAAGGGAUUCUAUCUUCAACAACGGAACUUCCAAGGACCUAGAAUCGAGUUCAUAUUGAAGCGGAGGCUUCUUUCCUAGACGGGAUGAAUACUGAUACUGAAGACUUUACGACAUUAGUAUUAUCUAUUCCUGGAAAAGUCGAAGUUGAUAGCUUGUCCACGUCACAUUUAUUGUCCGCAA